GGGAGUGGAAAUAUUUGGGGGAAGUAUUCAGUUUAUCUAUCCACUUUUCUCUGGCUCGGAACAAGGUUGUGUGUCUGCUUUUAGUUACUUUACUCUGAGCAUCAGGCAAUUAAAGGAGAGUGACGCUGCUGUCCUCCGCGUGGGCAUGUGUUGCAUGUGAGAGGAACAGGAGUUGCACGCGCAGGCCUCCUUAACGCACAGUGAAGUCCCAGACACAACGUGGGCCAUUUUUUUACAGGACAUAAAGGAGAAGCUGACAGGGUCGUCAGCCAAUGCUAAAACUAUUGGGUUGCAGAAAAGGACAGAGUGAAAACUGAACAAGACGGCUCCACACACCAUGAAGAGAGGGGACUCUGGCAAUCACAGUCUGAAUGAAGCUGCGGCUCUGCACUCCAUGUCUGGCAGUAAUUAUGGCAGCAAAGGGAAGAGGAUUAAGGUAUCCCAUCCAGGGGUCCCAUUAGUGGGAUUGAUGUUGUUGGCCACCCUCCCUUUUGGAUCAAGCAUCAAACAAACUGUCCCCAGGGUCAAACUCAGCCACAGAGAACUGCUGCAUGCUGGCAGUGUCUUUCUGUUUUUGGGCCCCUCUGAUGGUCUCCACUCCCACACGCUGCUGCUGGAUGAGGAGAGAGGUCGUCUUCUGUUGGGAGCCAGGGAUCACAUCUACCUGCUUGACCCUGACAAUCUGGCAAGGGCCCCCAGGAAGAUUCAGUGGCCUGCUCCCCGGGACAGAGUCGAUAUGUGCAGACUAGCAGGCAAAAAUGCAAAUUUGGAGUGUGCUAACUUUGUCAGAGUCCUUCACAACUACAAUCGAACACAUGUCUAUGCCUGUGGGACAGGAGCCUUCCAUCCCAUUUGUGCUUUCAUUGAAAUCACCGGCCGCAGAGAGGAUGGCGUAUUCCGACUGCUGUCUAAUACACUGGAGUCUGGCAGAUUGAAAUGUCCUUUUGAUCCCUUGCAGCCGUUCACCUCAGUCCUCACAGAUCAUUACCUGUAUGCAGGUACAUCAUCCGACUUUCUGGGCAAAGACACGACAUUCACACGCUCCCUUGGCCCUCCACCUGACCAGCACUACAUACGCACAGACAUGUCUGAAGAAUACUGGAUCAAUGAGGCCAGGUUUAUAUCUGCUCAUCCCAUUGCAGACACCUACAAUCCAGAUGAUGAUAAGAUAUACUUUUUCUUCCGGGAAGUUUCUUGGGAAGGCAAUGACAAGAGCAUCCUGUCUCGAGUGGCUCGUGUGUGCAAGAAUGACGUGGGUGGGCUGAGGAGUCUGACCAAUAAAUGGACCACCUUUCUCAAAACCAGACUUGUGUGCUCCAUCCCUGGACCAGACGGAGUUGACACACACUUUGAUGAGCUCCAGGAUGUCUUUAUGCUCCCUACCAGAGAUGACAAAAACCCCAAAGUGUACGCAGUGUUCACCACCUCCAGCUCCAUUUUCCGGGGCUCAGCAGUGUGUGUGUACAGCAUGGCUGACAUAAGGGCCGUGUUUAACGGACCUUACGCCCACAAGGAGGGGCCCGACCACAGAUGGGUGGAAUACGAGGGGAGGAUACCGUAUCCCCGCCCUGGAACGUGCCCCAGCAAGACUUAUGAUCCCAGGAUCAAGACCACCAAAGACUUCCCAGAUGAGGUGGUCAGUUUCAUUCGGUUCCACCCUGUUAUGUUUCGCUCUGUCUACCCUCUGACUGGCCGACCCGUGUUCACACGCGUCCGAGUGGACUACACCCUAACUCAGAUUGUGGUGGACAGAGUUUUGGCGGAGGAUGGACAAUAUGAGGUCAUGUUUUUGGGAACAGAUGUCGGCUCCGUUCUGAAGGUGGUGAGCAUCACUCAAGAGAAUUGGUCAACAGAGGAAGUGGUGCUUGAGGAGCUUCAAGUUUUCCAGGUUCCCACUCCCAUCCUCAGCAUGGAGAUGUCUUCUAAACAGCAACAGCUCUACGUGGGUUCAAGUGAAGGGUUAGCCCAGGUGUCAGUCAGUAGGUGUCACCUGUAUGGCCAAGCCUGUGCUGAAUGCUGCCUGGCACGAGACCCCUACUGCGCCUGGGACGGACACAUGUGCUCGCGAUACAUCCCUGCAUCCAAGAGGCGAGCCAGAAGACAAGACAUCAAACAUGGAGACCCUGCCAGUCAGUGCUGGGACACAGAGGACAGUCUUGCUGGGGGACGUGUGGAGGAGAGGGUCCUGUAUGGGGUGCAAAGCAACUCCACCUUCCUCGAAUGUAUUCCCAAAUCUCAGCAGGCCCAGAUCCGGUGGUACAUACAGAGACCUGGAGCUGAGCGCAGGGAGGAGGUCAGGCUGGACGAUCGUGUUGUGCACACAGACCGAGGUCUCCUGAUUCGCUCCCUUCACGCCUCUGAUGCUGGUGUGUAUGUCUGCGUAGCUCAAGAGCACACGCACUUCACCCACACUCUCCUCCGUCUCACGCUGCAGCUUGUCUCACAUGGACAACUGGAUGGGAAGCCCAAGCCCAGUGAAGACCCCGUGGUGGAGUCCCGCCAGCGUUACAAAGACUACCUGAGAGUGAUGAGCUCUCCCUUUGGCUCUCUGGAGGAGUACUGCGAUUCACUGUGGCUGGAGAAGAGGCCGUCGAGGGUGCGAGGACGAGGCUUGGGCGGUGGCAAAUGGAAGCAUAUACAGGAAAUGAGGAAGAGCAGGAACAGAAGACAACACAGAGAGAGGGAGGAAGAGUGGGAUAAACAGAAGCGAGGGAGGGUGGUGAGGACAGCACAGCAGUGAGGAAUGUGGUAAGAAAAAAAAACAUCCAGAGUUAGCCGUCUGUAUUCUAGGUUGGAUUAUGUAGCAGAACGAGAUGCAGAACUGCAAAACUGCAACAACAGAUCGAUCCACGAGGAAGCAAAAUCUAACUCAGAGUUAACGGUUCACACUGUGAAAAGUUAAUUUUACUUUAAAAAAUGUCGGAAAUGGAUUCCCUUGAAAAAUGUAAAUAUAACUAUCAGUAUUA
Plectropomus leopardus (leopard coralgrouper) is the source of this 2966-nucleotide messenger RNA. It is a transcript of the gene sema3d, whose product is annotated as sema domain, immunoglobulin domain (Ig), short basic domain, secreted, (semaphorin) 3D. Gene Ontology annotation, biological process: axon guidance; positive regulation of cell migration; semaphorin-plexin signaling pathway. Gene Ontology annotation, cellular component: plasma membrane. Gene Ontology annotation, molecular function: chemorepellent activity; semaphorin receptor binding. The record is from RefSeq and is a predicted model, not a curated record. Lineage: Eukaryota; Metazoa; Chordata; Actinopteri; Perciformes; Serranidae.